Trichoderma gamsii is the source of this 432-nucleotide messenger RNA. RefSeq lists its product as hypothetical. Lineage: Eukaryota; Fungi; Ascomycota; Sordariomycetes; Hypocreales; Hypocreaceae. The record is from RefSeq and is a predicted model, not a curated record. The transcript has 2 exons. Bases 1 to 432 code for a protein of 143 amino acids. Gene Ontology annotation, molecular function: oxidoreductase activity.
AUGAGCUCCUCGCUAUACAAAAUCUGUUUCAUCAGACGCCGGCCUGACCUCACAGAGGAGCAAUUUUACGACUACUGGAGGAAUGUUCAUGCUCCCAAGAUUGCGUACUGGUCCAAGAAGCAUGGCAUAAUCGGAUACACACAGAUCCACACAUCUAGCGCUCUACGUCAGCCAUUAACAGCGACGCCGCUUCCCCUCGCAGUCAUGGACUUUGAUGGCGCUGUGAUAUGGGAAAUUCCAAGUUUGGAGCACUUUUUUAAUGCUUUUAAUGACCCAUACUACCUGAACGUUAUUGCUCCGGAUGAAGACAACUUUCUCGAUAAGAGCAAAGAAGUAGCGACAGUUACUUUAGGCCACUUUCAUAACAUCGUUGCUGGUGGGGAGCCUCUUAUUGACUACAGCGAAGCGGCUGAACCGUCGGAGACCAAGUAG